AUGAGUGGUCAACUUCCGACAUUACCUGCGGAGCUGCUCUCACUUGUCUUCGAGCACGCCGACCGAGGGUCGUUGAGCCGAAUAGCCAGAUGUUCGCGAUACCUUUACGAAGUGGCCGCGCCGUUUCUCUACCGUCAUAUCGAGCUCGCUGGCCUCACUUCCAAGACCCAGUCCGUUGGUCGUGUCACGGCAGUGGCCACGCUGCUACUGCGGAGGCCGGACCUCGCGUCGUGCGUCCGACACUGCAGGUUCAUCCCGGGAGCACGCUACUCUUGGGGUAACCUGGAUCCUGAGAUUGACGUCUCGGAGGAGACCGCGGAUCAGGAUCUGGAGGCACGCCUCGGGGAGGUCGUCUCACAGAGCUCGCACGCGGCCUCAGUGAAAGAUGCGAUCACUGCGGCGAGCCAUUCGACGCGGGAGCACAUAGAUUGGCUUAAAAAGGCCGAGCCUGACGUCAAAGGCGCCUGGCAUGAAGACAGUCUGCUGGCGCUGGUCCUUCCGCGAUUGAGCAACCUCGAGACUCUACGACUGGACCACUUUGCAUGCGAACGUACUCGCCAGAUGCUGCUGCGGGUUGCUGGCGGCGAGAAGCCGUUCGAUGCCAAGCCAGCACUGACGCGACUGGAAUACAUUGUGUUCCAUGCAUCUCGCGAUGUGUGGAUGGAGUAUGGCCGCCUUUUUACCCCGGUCUUCCUGAUUCCUUCGGUGAGGGCGAUCUACCACAGCGCCUCGACGACGAAGCCCGGUUCGCAUGAGUAUAAUGAGCAAGGCAUUCCGGACAAGGUUCUCGCGGACUCCAGUCCCGGUAGCUCAGGGUGUACGCAUCUCGAGUUGCACGCCUGCAGGCUCAGCGCGGUUGACAUGCGCAACAUGCUCGCGAAGCCCAAGGGACUGGAGACGUUCAUCUACACGGUAGCCCCACCAGUCGAGCAUGCUCCGAUCGCUGUCAGCUACCCAGCACUGUGGCGGGCGCUGCUCCUCCAGAGCGAGACUCUUGAGAAUAUAUGGAUCGACGAUUUUCGUCGCGAAGGGUGGAUCGAAUUGGAUGAGGACGACUACGACCCCAUCAGGACCUUCAAGGACUUCCCUCGGCUCAAGCGGCUUCGCAUACCCGAUGACAACUAUUUCUCAGCAAGCCUCGAUAACCUUACUGGCGGCGACGACGACCUCGGCGGAGGCAAUUUCGAAGAUGGUCUGACGGCGUUACCGGCGGGCCUCGAGGUGCCAUGGUGCCUUUGGAAGGACUUCUAG
Molecule: messenger RNA, 1251 nt
Organism: Anthostomella pinea
Lineage: Eukaryota; Fungi; Ascomycota; Sordariomycetes; Xylariales; Xylariaceae
Source: the annotation of a GenBank genome assembly